Molecule: messenger RNA, 6281 nt
Organism: Phragmites australis (common reed)
Lineage: Eukaryota; Viridiplantae; Streptophyta; Magnoliopsida; Poales; Poaceae
Exons: 9
Coding region: 205-5829 (1874 amino acids)
Source: RefSeq, a predicted model, not a curated record
ACCCCCACAAAAUAAAAGGGAGAAGAUUCUCUCUUUCUCUCUCCCUCUCCAUUUCUCUCCCUCGAUUUCUUGGGGGGUUUAGUUUUGGCUUUUGGUCGCUGAUUGCUUGAACCAGCGAGGGAGGGAAGCGAAACGGAGAACCGAGAAAGGAUCGGACCACCGGGACCUCUUCCAAGGGAAGGAUAGCUAAGGUAGUUACACAAUAUGGAAGUCGAACAGGCUGCGGAAGUAAGGACUCCAGAGACGACUGCUCAUAUGUUGCCUGAUAAGACGCCUGUACAUGGUGAUGAAAAAGAAAAUCUACUGAACAGGAAUUCAAAUAUGCAAGUGAAGGAAGCACACAAUGAUGAAGAUGAUGGAGCAGGAUCUGAUGGUUUUGAGCUGAUAGAUAUGAAGGAGAAUUUUGAUUCUACAAAAGUGGAGGAAGAAAUGGCAGCCCCAAGAAGAAGAACAGUUGAUGCCUCACCUGUUACAAAGGAAAGUCCCGUGGAUGCAGAGAAAAAGACAGCACUUGAAGAACAGGAACUUGCAGGAAACUUGAGACAUCCAGAGACUUCCAUGUUGAACCAACAAACAAAACAGUUGGAAGACCUAACAAGUCGUAUUAAAGAGCUUGAAUCUGACAAAGACAGACUGGUAAAAGACUUGACAGAAGCAGAAAAUAAGCAGAGCCUGCACUACAAUUCCCUACAAGAAGCUCAAAGAUCUCUCACUAUGAAAGAUAAGGAGCUGGCUGAUGCAACACAAUCACUGAAGGAGCUGGGGUCUGAGCUUGAAAGCUCCAAAAGGAGGAUUCAAGAAAUUGAAGCCGAAUUAGAUUCAUCAGCAGAUAAGCUCCGUAAACUUGAAGAGCUGAAGGAUGAAAGAAGUUUGCAUGCUGCACAGGAGGCGAAGAGGGCCACAGAACUUGAUAAGAUGCUGGAACUGGCACAAUCAAACAUGAAAGAGAUGGAACAAAAUAUUAGUAGUCUUCAAGAGGAGAUAAAGGGACAUCAAGAUAAGGCCACAGACCAUCAGCAAGUAGAAGAAUCACUGGGAAGCACAAUCUCAGAACUCAAGGCGGUACAAGAGGCACUGGAGUUGUCAAAGUCUCAAGUGGCUGAUUUGGAGCAGAAGCUUGCCUCUCAGGAUGCUGGCAUCAGUAAACUAACUGAAGAGUUGAAUCUCCAUUGUUCAUCUGAACAAUCUCUUAAAGAUAAGAGUAUUAAACUAGAGAAUGAACUUGCUACAGUGCAUGAAGAGCUACAAGCAAAGCUUUUGAAUUUGCAUGAAAUGGAGACAAAACUCGAUGAGCAGGCAAAAGAAAGACAGACAAGUGAAGAUACACUAGAGAAGCAAAAUGAGCAGAUACUCAACUUGCAGACUGGGCUAGACAAAUUGAAGUAUGAAAAUGAAAUUCUCCAAGGUACUGUUGCUGAUCUUAAUUCAGAACGUACAGAAAAAGACUCCCUGCUGAGUCAGGCUGAAGAUGAGCUUGCUAAAGCACAGUUGCUCCUCUCAGAAGCACUGUCACAUAAAGAAGAAUUGGAGGUAAAUCUGAAAUCUCUCAGUGAGCAGCAUGGUGAGUCCAAAGCUUUUGCAGAAAAUGCAAACCAAAAGAUUCUUGAACUUGAAGCACAAAUCCAGGCAAUGCGUGCAGCUGAAGAGGCUGUCAAGUCACAGCUGAAAGAAGCUGGGGCAAGUGUGGAAACUGCAGAGAAGAAAAGUUUGGACCUUCAGCAACAACUCAGCGGCAUUGAGAAUAAAUUAGUUGCAUCAAGUGAAGAAAUAGAGUUGCUGAAAGAGCGCGUUCAACAAGAAGAGGCUUUAUCAGCAGAAAAAGGAAUACAGCUGGAAGAAGCAGUGGCCAGUGUAGAGGGAUACAAAGAAAAAAUCAAUGAGUUGCAAUCGUCCCUAGAUUCCUCGGUAUCUAAAAAUCAGCUACUUGAACAAGAAGUCAAGGACCUGUCCGACAGAUGCUCAGAGCAUCAAGAACAAGCUCAUUCAGUUCGGCAAAGAAGCCUUGAGCUGGAGGAUUUACUUCACACAUCAAAGUCUGAUGCUGAAGGUGCAUACUCCCGGACACAAGAGCUGGAGCAGGAGCUGAACAGCACAUAUGAAAAGUUCAAGGGGGUUGAAGAAGAACUAGAAGAGUACAGAAGCAAGGUUUCGCAACUUUCUGAUGAUUUAGAAGCUUACCAGACAAAAGCAGCUAGUCUUGAAGCUGCGGUGGAAGCAGCAAGCGGGAAAGAGAAUGAACUUAUGGAGUCACUGAGCCAAAUAACUGAAGAAAAGAAGAAACUUGAAGAACUAACAGCAGAGCAUGAAGCUAAACUUCAAGAACACUUGAAGGAAAAACAAUCUUUUGAAGAGGGAUUGCAGAGCCAAGAAUCAAAGGUGCUGGAUCUACAAGAAAAGUUGGUGAAACUGAGAGAGGAAAAAGAACGCCAUGAAAACACCAUAGCUGAUCUUAACCUUCAGCUAUCCAGUAAGAAUGAAAUGUACAAUCAACUGGAGUCCCAAUUAAGCCAGGCUGGGGAUGAUCAUAGCAAAACAAGGUCACUGCUCUCCGAAGCACAAUCACACAGGGAGGAACUGGAGCUGAAUCUGAGAUCUCUUAGUGACCUGCACACUGCAUCCAAAACAGCUGCAGAGUCUGCAAUACAGAGGAUUGAAGAGCUUGAAACUCAAAUUCGGGAGUUAACUGCUUCUGAACAGAGUUUGAAGCUGCAGCUUACUGAGUUUGAGUCAAAGUUAGCAUCUGCUGAGAAGACGAGCACAGAUCUUGAGCAAGAGCUUAAAGAUGCUACAGCAGAGUGCAGCAAUUGCCAUGUGAAGAUUGAUGAACUUUCUGGGGAGCUUGAAUUAUACAAGGAGAAAUCAACUAAUCUUGAAAGCUCGUUAGCAGAAGCAAAACAAACGGAGGCUGAGUUGUCAGAGAAGUUGGCUCAAGUUACUGAAGAAAAUGAGAAGCUUGACGAACUGUCAAAGAAAACAACCAUAAAGCAUUUGGAAGCAGAGAAGCAGAUCCAAACUUUACAGGGUGAAUUGGAAUCUGCCCGAGGUAAACUGGAAGAGGUUGAAGAGGAGCUCCAGUCUCUGGGUAUCAAGGAAAGCUCGGUGCUUGAGAAGCUCAAAUCUGCAGAAGAGCAGCUGGAGCACAAAGGGAGGGCAUUGGAACAUGUCACUUCCAAGAAAAUAGACCUGGAAGCUCUUUAUCAGUCUUUACUUGAAGAUACAGAGAUGAAGCUUCAACACUCAGUAGAAAACUUAACUCAGAAGGAGAUUGAGUGCCAGCAACUAUUUGAAAAGUUGAAGUUGAUUGAGGAACAAGCAGCAUCUUAUCAAUCAAAAGCAACUGCAGCCACUGAAGAGGCGGAGUCCAUGAAGGUGGAGCUGGAAGCAUUUGAAAUGGAAAUUUCUACUCAUGAGACCACCAUUGAAGAACUCAAGACCAAGGUCUCCAAUGCUGAGUCAAAUGCAGAACAAGCAUUGGCUGAGCUUGCGAUGAUGAGUGGAACAAAUCAGGCCUUGAAAGAGGAACUUGAUGCUAAGCUAGCGAUGCUUCAUGAAGUUCAGGAACAGCUUAAUUCUACUCAUGCUGAAAAGGAAGAAGUUUCCACAAAGCUAGCUGAGCAUGAAAGAACAGUAGUACAUUUGACUGAGGUGCACAGUAGAGGUUUAGAACUCCAAUCUGCAGCUGAAUCAAGGAAUGCAGAAAUUGAAGCUCAAAUGCGCGAAGCUCUUGAGACAGUAGGACAGAAAGAGUCUGAGGUGAAAAACUUGAAUGAGAAGCUGGUUGCACUUGAGUCCGAGAUUGAAAGUUUGACGCAUGUUAAUGAAGCCUUGAAACAGGAAAUCGAUGCUAAGCUGGUCACGAUUGAUGAGCUGCAGGAGAAGUGUAGUUCUAUAAAUUCUGAGAAAGUAGAAGUUGCUGAAAAGUUGGCUGUUCUUGAGAGAACAAUAGAGCAUUUGACAGAAGAGCAUUCAAGAGGAUUGGAGCUCCGAUCUGCAGCUGAAUCAAGGAAUGCAGAAAUUGAGAGUCAACUGCAUGAAGUUAUUGAGGAGAUAGCACAUAAAGAAGCCGAAGUUACAAGCUUGAAGGAGAAGUUGGCUUUGCUUGAAACUGAGAACAAAACGUUGGCUGGUAUGAAUGAGGAGUUAAAAGGGGAAGUGGAUGCUAAACUGACCAUGUUUAAUGAGCUACAGGAGCGGUUUAGCUCUACUCAUGCUGAGAAGGAAGAAGCUGCAGAGAAGCUAGUUGUUCAUGAGAGGACAAUCUCACACCUGACAGAGGUGCACACAAGGAGCUUGGAGCUCAAUUCUGCAGCUGAAUCAAAGAAUGAAGAAAUUGAAGCUCAGCUUGGUGAAGCUCUCGAGAAGAUAACAAGGAAAGAAGCUGAAGUUAAAGACUUGAGUGAGAAGCUGGAUGCUCUGGAAAUUGAGUUGGGGUAUUACGAGGAGCAGGCAACUGAAGCUGCUGCCACUGAAGAAAAUCAUAAGGUUAAAUUUGAUGAAGCUGUGCAGAAAAUAAAGAUUCUGGAGGAACAACUUGCAGAAACACAAAGUGAGGUUGAGCAUUUCCUUACGGAGAAGGAAAGCUUGACUCUUGCAAAUAGUAGUUUGAAUGCGGAAGUGGAAGUACAUCAGAAGAAGCUGAAUGAAUUACAACGUGCACUUGCUGCGGCUGUAGCAGAAAAAGAGGGAGUGUCUGAAGAGGUUAAUGCAUUGCGAAAAACACUAGAAGGAAUGAUUGAGCGUAAAGAAGAAUUGGAAGUCCAGGUAUCUUCUACUUUGGAAGAGCACGAAGAACUGAAGAGCAUGUACCAAAAUACACUGGAAGAGAAGCAGGUAUUGAAUGAUAAAUAUGAAACUGCAAAGAAAGAGCUCGAGGAAGCAAUAGCAAUGUUGGAGGAGAAAAUGAAUGUAGACAAGUCAGAAAAAGAGUUGCACAUCUCAAAACUGGAAAGACAGAUUACAUUAUCUGAGAUAAAAUACAUGGAGGAGAUCAAGACCAUGCAAGUGGAAACAACUGAAAAGGAUGAAGCACUAACAGCCAAGUUGCAGGAACAUGCAAACUUACUGCAUGAGAAAGAUGAGUUGGAACAGCAAUUGCUGGAAGUUAGAAAGGAACUGGAUGAUGCUUACCAUACCAUAGCAAAUCAGGAAGAGCAAGCUUCGGUGAGGGAGAUAAAGUGGGAUGCAUUUAAGAAGUAUUCAGAGGACCAACUGGAAACUGAGCGGCAGCAUGCUGCAGAGCUGGAACUGCAAGUAUCAGCUCUUAAACAACAGCUUCAUGAAGCUGAGAUUCAUUACAAGCAUAAGGAAGAACAAGUUUCUCAAAGAGAGGUUCAAUGGGAAGCAGAUCAAAAUCAUUCAUUGGGUGAACUGGAAGCUCAGCGUCAGUAUGCCACAGACUUGGAGAAACAAAUCCAAGCUCUUACACAGAAGUUAGAAUUAGCCGAAGCAAACUACAAGCAGAAGGUCACAGAAGAGAGGGAUAAGCUUUCUGAGGUUACUACGGAGUUCAACAAGUUGACACAAAAAUUAAGCAAGAAUGUUGAAUUGGAGAAGAAGGUACAGGAUCUUGAGCAGAAGCUGCAGGUAGCUUAUUCCAAAUCCGAUGAACAGGCAAAGGAUGCUGUGGAGUCGAGAUCCCGAGAAUUCAGCCUCGAUUCAUCAACACUGGCAAAUGAACAACCUGACAGACCUCAGGCUGCUGACACAGCCUCUCCAAACCUUACUCAACAAGAAUUGCGAGAACCUUCUGGCAUCAUGGCCUUCAAGUUCAUCCUGGGAGUUGCCCUGCUGUCCAUACUUGUUGGCGUAUUUCUCGGAAAGCGCUACUAGUGCUGCUUUUGUGAAAGUCUCUUGGUGCCCAUGGGAAAUCUCAUUGUCAAUAUUGCUUUCAAUGAACCUCAGCUAUCCUAGCUGAACAGUCCUUAGUCAACCGAAGUUUGAAAGAAUUGCUAGCCUUUAUUGGAAUGGACCGAUGACUUUUAGGGAGAAGUCGGAGAUCUUGAAAGCUUUUUUUUCCUCUUGUUGAGUUUUCCCUUUAGUUUCUCUUUGGGUAAGGUGCUAGGAAUUUGAUUUUUGUUCAUUCCUACCCUUCGCAUGCAAAAGGCUAAUUGCAUGUAACUGGUUUUGCCGUCAUCAGGUUUUCGUUUACAUUUCUCUGUAAAAAAGAUCUGAAGUGCAGGGACUCAAAAGUCAAAACAUGAAGCCUUUGGUGAUAUGUUCAUAUGAAGAGUGCAAGUUCUGUAAUCAUUUACAAAUUCAAUCACUCCAGUGCUUUUGAUGUA